This is a messenger RNA of Juglans microcarpa x Juglans regia, 540 nucleotides long. RefSeq lists its product as uncharacterized. Bases 1 to 540 code for a protein of 179 amino acids. Lineage: Eukaryota; Viridiplantae; Streptophyta; Magnoliopsida; Fagales; Juglandaceae. The record is from RefSeq and is a predicted model, not a curated record. The transcript has a single exon.
AUGGAUACUUGUCAUGUAUUGUUAGGCAAGCCUUGGCAGUAUGAUUGUAGUGUUGUUCACGAUGGGCGAAAGAAUACAUAUUCCCUUAGUAUUAAGGGGAAGAAGAUUGUGUUGGUACCUCAUCAGGAAGGAAUCACUCCUACCCCAGUAGGCAAUAAUACUAACAUUCUCUCUAUGUCCAAAUUUUUAAAAGAGAUUGAGCGGAAAGUUGUGAUUUAUGCCCUGUUGCCUUAUGGGAAUAGUGUAGUAGAUGUAAGCCCAGAUUUACCAGCAGAGGUGCAGCAGUUGCUAGCAGAGUUUUCUAACCUGAUGCCAAAAGAUCUUCCUCUUGGGCUACCACCUAUGAGGGAUAUUCAGCAUCAGAUCAACCUUGUUCCGGGUUCUAGUUUACCAAACCGACUUGCGUAUGGUCUUAGUCCCAAGGAAUCUGAAGAGUUGCAACACCAAGUGGUAGAGUUAUUGGAGAAGGGCUACAUCCGUGAGAGCAUGAGCCCCUAUGCAAUCUCUACCCUACUAGUAUCGAAGAGAGAUGGUUCCUAG